GGAGACUGUCUUUAAUAUGCAAGAAGCUGAAAUUAGAUUCUGGAUUGAAUAUUAACGCGGGAUGCAAAGCGCCAUCUACAAUAGACGAUUUUCCCGAAGAAACUUUAUGGAUCCAGACUGAUCAGUGUUUGCGGCCCUGAUUGCAGGUCAUCGAAAGAAUGCAACAAUGUUGGUCGUGAAAAAGGAGAAGCCGGAGGUGAAAACCCAAAAAGAAAAACUCUACAAAUGCAAUAUCUGUAAUAAAGCAUUCAUGAAGGAAGAAAACUUACAAGGUCAUCUGACGAUUCACAUUGGAAAGUACAAGUGCGAUAUAUGUGACAAAGAAUUUUGUACCAAGUACAUGCUUCAAAAGCAUCGCGAUACGUUUGUACACUUAUACAAUCCAGUCAUGUGUGACAUAUGUGGGAAAGAGUUCCGAUUAAUGGCCGACCUGCAGAAGCAUCUAUACUUCCACGUACACCCGAGUUCGGAAGAAAAGCCUUAUCAAUGUAGUUUUUGUAAAAAGGAUUUUUGGCAGGAACCUGACCUUCAAGAACACAUGAAAAAACAUUUUUAUGAUUUGUUGGAAAAGAGGCCAUAUAAAUGCGAUGUGUGUGGUCGGGCGUAUACAAAGGAGACGCUUUUGUCGAACCAUCGGUAUUCACACCGCGGGAAAAAGCCGUUCAGGUGUGAAAUUUGUGGUUAUGGGUUUAGUUCUGAGGCAGGCUUACUGAAACAUGUUAAUUCUAUAAGAAAGCCUUUCACUUGCGAUGUUUGCGGGAAAAUGUUUUGCGCAGAGAAAUUUCUGCAGAGACACAAGAGCGAACGUCAUGUCGUAUAUAAACCGUUUCAAUGUGAAUGUGGUAGUGAGUUUGUUAGGAAGGACAGUUUGAUACGUCAUCUUCGUAUUCACACCGGAGAAAAGCCCUUCACCUGCCAAAUUUGUCAUAAGCAGUAUAGUGAAGCUGGGAACUUGAGAGUUCAUCAUUUGACACAUUCCGGGGUUAAACCGUACAAGUGUGUAAUCUGUAGCAGGACAUUCCUACACAAAGCCGACAUGUUAAAACACAUGUUGAUUCACUCCGGAGAGAAGCCUUGGGAAUGCCAGAUUUGUAGCAGGGCAUUCCGACUUAAGUCGUUGUUGAAGCGGCAUCAGUUGGUCCACGAAAAGUCUGGAAAGGGAGAAAGAUAUGAAUGUGAAGUAUGUAAGACGACUUUUAACCGGAAAGACAAUUUACUGAGACACAUCCGGAUUGGACACACCAUAGAAAAACUCACUCAAGACAAGUAAUGAAAGUUGGCAAACAUUAAAUUUUAGAUCUGUGCUUCAAUUAUAUAUACCUAUAUAUAUAUAGGCUAAUGGUAGAGUCUUAUAACGAAGUCACUGUUUUAGAAUAGGUUGUGCUGUUGUGUUCAGUAAAACAUUGAUUCAAAGUAGACAAUUUCAUUGAAUGUCCUCGCCACAAAAACAAGGUCGAUGAUCAGUGCCAAGAGAAUUUGACAUAUGACAAUAGAAGUUUUAAUGUGCCAAAUAUAACUAGUCAGGGAGGCGGGGACUUGAAUUCAUGAUCAGACAAACUCCAACAAGAGAGGAUGUGAGCUCUUUAGCUGCAGAUCAUUGGCCAAUUACUUUAAUUGGAUGUCAAUGACAGCGCUGAUCUGAUCAACAUGAAAACAAUUUAUAAAUUGAAUUAUGACCGAAUGCAUUACCGGUAGAUUUGUUUUUUAAUGCUUACAUAAGAUAUAUGCAGUUUGAUAGAUUGGACAUUUUUUAGAUAUAUCCAAUAUUGUAUUCAACCUAAUAAGCCCACCAAGUUUGACAGGUUGAACAUUUUUCAGAUAUAUCCAAUAUUGUAUUCAACCUAAUAAGCCCACCAAGUUUGAUAGGUUGAACAUUUUUCAGAUAUAUCCAAUAUUGUAUUCAACCUAAUAAGCCCACCAAGUUUGACAGGUUGAACAUUUUUCAGAUAUAUCCAAUAUUGCAUUCAACCUAAUAAGCCCACCUGUAAUUACAUCCCACUUUUUUUCAGGAAAAGAGGAUUUGUGUACUAUGAUCGAAACUUAUAAAAAUUUUCUUUACCUUGCAGAUCUGCUAACAUGAAUCGAUAUAGAUCUUAGGUCUUUUAAUUAUAUAACUGUAUACAUGUAUCAAAGUGAAAAAGAAAUUUGUUUUUUUCCGGAUUUCAUAUCGAAACUUCAUGACCGUACAUGAGUUUUAUUAGCACACUGGUUCACCUUUUCUGUUUUAAAGUUCACGCUGGGCUUAUUAGUUUGAUUAGAGUAUAAAUGUAUAGUUGUGCAUGUUUGUUUUUACAAUGAUUUGGUCUGAAUCCAAUAGUUAAUUAAUUUGUUGAUAAUUUUACUUUUACAGUUGUUCAGAGUUUAAUAGUUGUAUUUUUUGUUGAUGUUUUUACAAUAGUUCUGAAUUAAAUCGUUGGAAUUACUUGAUGUUUUUACAAUAGUUCUGAAUUCAAAAGUUAAUUAAUUUGUUGAUAAUUUUACUUUUACAGUUGUUCAGAGUUUAAUAGUUGUAUUUUUUGUUGAUGUUUUUACAAUAGUUCUGAAUUAAAUCGUUAGAAUUACUUGAUGUUUUUACAAUAGUUCUUCAUGAUUAUUAAAUAUUACCUUGUUUAAAA
This is a messenger RNA of Pecten maximus, 2615 nucleotides long. Its product is annotated as gastrula zinc finger protein XlCGF8.2DB-like. Lineage: Eukaryota; Metazoa; Mollusca; Bivalvia; Pectinida; Pectinidae. The transcript has 3 exons. The coding region runs from base 167 to 1270 and encodes 367 amino acids. The record is from RefSeq and is a predicted model, not a curated record.